AUGGAUUACCAGAACCGCGCAGGUUCGAAAUUCGGCGGCGGCGGCGUCGCCUCGCACUCCGCAACAAACGCAGACCGACGCGAACGGCUCCGCAAACUCGCCCUCGAAACCAUCGACCUCGACAAAGAUCCUUACUUCUUCAAGAACCAUGUCGGUAGCUUUGAGUGCCGCCUCUGCUUGACCGUCCACCAAAAUGACGGCUCGUACCUCGCGCACACCCAAGGGCGAAAGCAUCAAACGAACCUCGCUCGCCGUGCCGCCCGCGAGCAGCGCGAAGGGAAGAACCAAGAUCCCAACUCUUUACCUGGUGCAAUGGGAGUGCAGGUCCGGAAGCAGACGAUCAAGAUUGGGCGGCCGGGUUAUAAGAUUACGAAGGUGCGGGAUCCGCUGACGAGGCAGUUGGGGUUGUUGUUUCAAUUGCAGUAUCAGGAGAUUACGCCUGGUGUAAAGCCGCGGGUGCGGUUUAUGAGUGCGUUUGAGCAGAAGGUGGAGGAGCCGCCGGAUAAGAGUUUCCAGUACCUGGUUGUUGCGGCCGAGCCGUAUCAGACUUGUGGGUUCAAGUUGCAGGCGCGGGAGAUUGAUCGACGUGAAGGGAGGUAUUGGACGUGGUUUGACGAGGAUAGCAAGGAGUUUUGGGUGCAGAUUAUGUUCAAGACGGAGCGUGAGGAGAGGUUUAGCGGUGUGCCUGGAUUGGCGCCGUUGGGGGCUGCUUAA
Aspergillus calidoustus is the source of this 714-nucleotide messenger RNA. The record is from the annotation of a GenBank genome assembly. NCBI's taxonomy places the organism in Eukaryota, Fungi, Ascomycota, Eurotiomycetes, Eurotiales, Aspergillaceae.